This is a messenger RNA of Vanrija pseudolonga, 1634 nucleotides long. RefSeq lists its product as uncharacterized. Bases 156 to 1634 code for a protein of 492 amino acids. The transcript is spliced from 3 exons. The record is from RefSeq and is a predicted model, not a curated record. Lineage: Eukaryota; Fungi; Basidiomycota; Tremellomycetes; Trichosporonales; Trichosporonaceae.
CUUCUUACAAGUGCAGGUCCUCGUUGUCGUCUUCAAGGCCUCGUGCCGCGUCUCUCACGUCUUCCCUCUCCUCCUUCUAUCACAAUCUCACCUCACCUUACGCUUAUUAUUCUCCUCACCGGGUCGGGUCAAGGGCCAUCCUGAUGUUCUGCUAAAUGGCUACCAACGGUUCAAGUCCUCCUCCGGACGAUUGGCUGGAUAGUCAUUCAGUCCUCGCCGCAUUCCUUAUCACGUCGCUCUCGUUAAUCACAAUCAUAUGUCUCUACUUUCUUUGGGUCAACCCUCGCUACCUCACUCCCUGGCGGAAAUCAUCACGCAAGUCGACCGACCUCGAAAAGGGCAGGAACGGAGGCCACCGACAUCUCCCGCCUGCCAUCUCUCCGUCCAAGUGGAGGGUCGACGGUCGGCUCCCCGAUAACAUUGUCAUGCCGAGGCGCAAGGAGCCGAUGCCGCCGACUCCUCCCAUUCUGCGCAAGGAGCCCUCCACCCCGACACGCGCGUGGGGCAAGGAGCCGUCAACGCCGACUACCCCCACCAAGGCCGCGGAAAGUGGACACUGGGAGCGUCCAUUCCCACCACCUCCGAUUCGGAUGGACCCCCACGGCUCGUGGAGCUCCUUCUCGACCACCUCGACCAUGGUGGCAAAACCCAACAAGGACCGCUUCUCCCUCCCGGCGCUGGAGAAGGGCGUGCCUGCGUCCCCACUGCGAGACCGAGGCUCAAUAGGCUCGCUCCCACGCGCGCGCGAAGCAUCAAAUCUCCGGCAUUUCUCAACAUCUGGAGAGUCGAUGAGCUCUUUCGCUGCUACGGCCAUCCAGCCGUCCAUUGAGGACCACGAGCCUCGGCCCAUUCCUUCGAACUCGGUGCCUGGCGCCACCACCGGGUUUACCCACCGACGCAGCACGUCGAGCACCAGCUCGAAGCGAAACAGCAAAAGGAGCAGUCUCACCAUCUCCAUCGCCAAGGCGUCGGCCGAGAACCCAGAAACCUCAAUCAUCAUCACGGCAGAGCAGCCGGAAGAGGCGCCCUACGCCGUUGAGCUCUCGCCUCCGCCGUCCAAGUCGCCGGCGAGAAACUCGAGAAAGUCCCUUUCCGAUAGCCCAAACUCCCGACCCAUCUCCGUCUCCUUCUCCAUCCCUGACACGCCGACUCGCAACAGCAAGCGAUCAUCAGCCUCCCGUGCCUCGAUGAAGCGCGUGGGCCAGAACCAGAGCCGCUACUCUCUCACUUUUCCGGGUAAUACCUUUGAGCCUGCCCUGCCGCCGCCUGUUCCUGCCGUGGCGUCACACUUCCGUGGCUCGAUCCACAUGCCAACAGUCCGCAAGCCGGCAGCGACAAGCCAUGUACCCUUCCCAGCCUCUGGCGGCCGCCCCGCGUCUUCUGGAGGAUGGGCGCAGCUGCCCGAUGGAAGUGUCGGCGACCAUGACGACAACGCAGAGCGCUCGUCUCGACCAGAUUCGUUCUUCGACCGUGGUCUGGCAGCGCCCAACCUGCCGUUUGCGCGUCACGAUAGGCGAGACAGCGAAAUGAGCUACAAGAGCUACAAGAGCCACUAUAACUACACUGCCAGCAGCGACAGCACUGUGGCUGAGCGUCGUGGCCCGUGGCUACACGCGCGGCCCAUUGUGCUGUAA